AUGAUUCCGCGAUUCUCGCAUUCAAACCCGAGUUUGAAUGAACGCGAUGCCUGUUCGUCAGAGCGUCCGACUAGCGAGACGCAUCCUUACGAAGGUCUCGAUGAGGCUGCCCAGAAAGAAAUCAGAGAACUGGCACGAACACUAACGAGCCAGUCCUCACUGCUAUCUCAGGAUAAGAACGUUGCUAGGGUUGGAGACCCGAAUACGGUAAGUGCAGCGUGUUCUUCCUCUUCCAAAGAGACCGUUUUCGCUAAAGACAUCAAAGGUGUCAACCCUGUAUUGUUGAAUGUCAACGAUCCUGGCUACGACGAGUCGCUGGACCCUCGGUCUGACAACUUCUCUAGUGUAAGGUGGGUGCAGAACAUGGCCCAGGUCUGUGAAAAUGAUCCGGAUUUCUAUAAGCCAUUUUCGUUGGGUUGUGUGUGGAGGGAUUUGAGUGCUUCCGGCGACUCUGCUGAUAUUUCUUACCAAGGAACAUUUAGUAACAUGCCCGUCAAAUUGUGUAAGCUGGUUUKGAGAUGCAUGUCUCGUCGUAUUUUCUGCCCGGAAGACAAUAAAAAUAAGAAAGAUAGUUCUACUUUUCAGAUCCUAAAGCCCAUGGAUGGCUGCAUUGACCCGGGGGAACUUUUAGUCGUUCUCGGAAGACCUGGUGCAGGUUGCACCACGCUACUGAAAUCCAUCUCUGUAAACACUCAUGGGUUUAAACUCUCUCCGGACACCAAGAUUUCGUACAAUGGGUUUUCUACCAAGGAAAUUAAAAACAAUUAUCGUGGUGAAGUGGUCUAUAAUGCGGAGUCGGAUAUACAUAUCCCACAUUUGACGGUGUUUCAAACGUUAUACACCGUGGCAAGGUUGAAGACCCCAAGAAACCGAAUCAAGGGUGUGGAGAGAGAUACGUUUGCCAAACACACCACCGAGGUGGCAAUGGCUACUUAUGGGCUAUCUCACACAAGAAACACAAAGGUUGGUAAUGAUUUCAUCCGUGGUGUCUCUGGAGGAGAAAGGAAAAGAGUAUCCAUUGCUGAAGUGUCCAUAUGCGGCUCGAAGUUCCAAUGCUGGGAUAACGCCACUAGAGGUCUGGAUUCCGCGACUGCAUUGGAGUUCAUCAAGGCUUUAAAGACGCAGGCCUCAAUCACAGGUUCCGCGGCAACUGUCGCCAUCUACCAAUGCUCUAAAAAUGCUUAUGACCUGUUCGAUAAGGUUUGCGUUCUUUACGAUGGUUACCAAAUCUUUUUUGGCCCCACCAAGCUGGCUAAACAAUACUUCCAAAGAAUGGGCUACAUUUGUCCCGAAAGACAGACGACUGCAGACUUUUUAACUUCUAUUACAAGCCCUUCAGAAAGAAUCGUGGAUCAGGACAUGGUCAAUCACGGAAUCAUGAUCCCGCAGACAGCCUGUGAAAUGAAUACGUACUGGGUACGUUCAGAAGAAUACAAGCGAUUAUCAAUACAAGUGAGCAACCACUUGGAUAAAGAUUCCUCCCUGCAAAGAGAACAAAUGAAGAAUGCACAUAUUGCCAAGCAAUCUAAGAGGGCAAGACCUUCUUCCCCCUAUACGGUGAGCUUCUUUAUGCAAGUCAAAUACUUGUUGUAUAGAGACUUUUGGAGAAUUAGAAACGACCCAAGUAUUCAAUUGUUCACCGUCUUGAGCCAUGCAAUAAUGGCUUUAAUUCUUGGUUCCAUGUUUUACAAAGCUAUGCUUUCCUCCACUACAGCGACAUUUUAUUUCCGAGGCGCGGCUAUCUUUUUUGCCAUCUUAUUUAAUGCAUUCUCAUCACUUUUGGAGAUUUUCUCAUUGUUUGAGACAAGACCCAUCACAGAAAAGCAUAAGACUUAUUCACUCUACCGUCCAAGUGCAGAUGCGUUGGCUUCUACGUUUUCAGAGGUCCCUACAAAACUGAUUACGGCAAUAACUUUUAAUAUACCUUUCUAUUUUUUGGUCAACCUAAAAAGAGAUGCCGGUGCGUUUUUCUUUUACUUUAUGAUCACUGUUGUGACCGUUUUUGCCAUGUCACAUUUGUUUAGAUCCAUUGGCUCGGUAUCAAAAACUUUGCCCCAGGCAAUGGUCCCCGCAUCUCUGCUUUUACUAGCUAUCGCAAUGUACACUGGAUUCACCAUCCCAAGAACCGAAAUGCUAGGCUGGUCGGAAUGGAUUUCAUAUAUCAACCCGUUAGCUUUUCUUUAUGAGUCGCUAAUGGUUAAUGAGUUUCAUAGUAGGGAUUUCCCAUGUGCUGAAUUCAUACCUAGUGGUUCCAAUUAUACGAAUGCAACAGGUAACGAAGUAAUUUGUUCUACUCUCGGAGCUGUACCAGGUAAUACUUAUGUGAAUGGUGACGAUUUCAUUCAGGCAAGUUUUGGAUACCAGCAUAAACAUAAAUGGCGAGGAUUUGGUAUCGGAUUGGCUUAUAUCAUAUUUUUUUUAUUUCUUUAUCUUCUGAUAUGUGAGUAUAAUGAAGGUGCAAAGCAAAACGGCGAAAUGCUAGUGUUCCCACAUAGCGUGGUAAAAAGAAUGAGGAAAAGGGGUCAAACGAUGGAAGGUUCACCUCCGACAACGACACCUGGUACUGAGAAGGACCUGGAGAUGAAUAGUGAUUCAAGUGUCACUGAUAAAAGGUUGUUGCAUGAUUCAGAUUCAGCGGUGAUUGGAAAUAGUGGUGCUAUAGCAAAGCAAAACCCCCCUUCGACGUCUUCUUCAUCAUCUCCGUCCUUUGAAAAUAGCUCCAGUAAAAGCAAUGAGAUUGAAUUAUCUAAAUCGCAAGCAGUUUUCCACUGGAAAAAUUUAUGUUAUGAUAUUCAGAUCAAAAAAGAAAAGAGAAGGAUUUUGGACAAUGUUGAUGGUUGGGUCCGACCUGGUACAUUGACUGCUUUAAUUGGUGCAUCCGGUGCAGGCAAGACAACUUUGUUAGACUGCCUUGCAGAAAGAAUUACGAUGGGUGUAAUUACAGGUGAUGUGUUUGUAGAUGGAAGAUAUCGGGAUGAGUCUUUCCCGAGAUCAAUCGGCUAUUGUCAGCAGCAGGAUUUGCAUUUGAAAACUGCUACUGUAAGAGAAUCGUUAAGAUUUUCUGCAUAUUUACGGCAGCCUGACAAUGUUUCCAUUAAGGAGAAAAACAAAUAUGUCGAAGAAGUCAUAAAGGUACUAGAGAUGGAAUUAUACGCAGACGCUGUUGUAGGAGAACCUGGUGAAGGCUUAAAUGUGGAACAAAGAAAGAGAUUGACCAUUGGUGUAGAACUAGCCGCGAAACCUAAACUACUGGUGUUUUUAGACGAACCAACGUCUGGACUAGAUUCUCAAACUGCAUGGUCAACCUGCCAACUAAUGAAAAAGUUGACCGCUCGUGGUCAAGCAAUUUUGUGUACUAUCCACCAACCAUCCGCCCUUUUAAUGCAAGAAUUUGACAGACUAUUGUUUUUACAAUCUGGUGGACGAACUGUUUAUUUUGGAGAACUAGGAAAAGGUUGUAAAACCAUGAUCAAGUACUUUGAAGCAAACGGUGCACAUAAGUGCCCUCCGGAUGCCAAUCCUGCUGAAUGGAUGUUGGAAAUAGUGGGUGCGGCACCAGGAAGUCACGCCAACCAGGAUUACUUCUCCGUUUGGAGAAAUUCUGAAGAAUAUAAAGAAGUGCAAAGGGAAUUGGAUUGGAUGGAAAAAGAAUUGCCUUUAAGAACAGAAAGUUCAUCAAAUGAGGAGCAAAGGGAAUUUGCUACUUCAACGUUUUAUCAGAUCAAGUUGGUUAGUUUCCGACUAUUCCACCAAUGUUGGAGAACGCCAUUCUACUUGUGGUCCAAGUUUUUCUUAGCAGUUGUGUGUGAACUGUUUAUAGGCUUUACUUUUUUUAAAGCAAGCGCAUCUUUGCAAGGCUUACAGAAUCAGAUGUUGGCCAUUUUUAUGUUUACUGUUGUUUUCAAUCCAUUACUACAGCAAUAUCUCCCACUCUUUGUUCAGCAGAGGGAUCUUUACGAAGCAAGGGAGAGACCAUCCAGAACAUUUUCUUGGAAAGCAUUUAUUGUGUCGCAAAUUCUCGUCGAGGUUCCUUGGAAUUUACUAGCCGGAACGUUAGCUUACUUUGUCUACUAUUAUCCUGUUGGAUUUUACGAGAACGCCUCCUAUGCAAACCAAUUGCAUGAAAGAGGUGCUCUAUUUUGGUUGUUCGUAUGCGCAUUUUUCGUUUAUAUCGGUUCAAUGGGCCUAUUAGUGAUUUCAUGUUUUGAAAUUGCUGAAAACGCAGCCAAUAUCGCAUCAGUACUGUUUAUGUUGUCGUUAUCAUUCUGUGGUGUCUUUGCUACUCCAAGUGUUCUACCAAGAUUUUGGAUCUUCAUGUAUAGAGUGUCACCACUGACUUACCUCAUUGACGCCUUGUUGUCUGUUGGAUUGGCCAAUGCUAGGGUUGUCUGUUCAGAGAAAGAACUCUUGACUAUGAUUCCACCUAGUGGUAUGACAUGUUCAGAAUACAUGGACCCUUACAUCCAAUCUGUGGGGACAGGAUACCUUGUUGACGGGAGCUCGAUGACCGAAUGCCAUUUCUGUCGAUUUAGUUACACAAAUGAUUUCCUGGCCACCGUAAGCUCCUCGUAUUCUCAUAGGUGGAGGAAUUAUGGGAUUUUUAGUGUUUACAUUGUCUUUAACUAUUGCGCUGGAAUAUUUCUAUACUGGCUGGCAAGAGUUCCGAAAAAUAGCAAAAAAUUAAAAAAAUGA
Saccharomyces eubayanus is the source of this 4692-nucleotide messenger RNA. RefSeq names its product ATP-binding cassette multidrug transporter PDR10 (gene PDR10). Gene Ontology annotation, biological process: xenobiotic detoxification by transmembrane export across the plasma membrane. Gene Ontology annotation, cellular component: membrane. The record is from RefSeq and is a predicted model, not a curated record. The transcript has a single exon. Bases 1 to 4692 code for a protein of 1563 amino acids. Lineage: Eukaryota; Fungi; Ascomycota; Saccharomycetes; Saccharomycetales; Saccharomycetaceae. Gene Ontology annotation, molecular function: ABC-type transporter activity; ATP hydrolysis activity; ATP binding.